AUGAAUGAAAGUGAGAUUACGGAGUGCGCUGAAAAGAAUGAAGCUUAUGACGGCGCUCGAUUUGCCCUGGUCGUUUAUAUUGGCACUCCCAUUGCAAUUGUUGGAAUCCUUUUCAAUGGAAUACUGCUGGCGUUGUUUUGCAACAAGAAAUCAGUCCACUCGCACAGUUUUUAUUUACUGUUUCUGGCAAUAUUUGAUAUGCUUAUUUGUAUGCUUUAUAUUCCGUUUUUCACAGUCGACGCGCUGGCUAUUUAUUAUCAGAUCAGUGCACUACACCAUCUUUGGCACACCUAUUUUGGGGCAGUGUACAUGAUGCUGUGUGCGACCUUCGAGCGUUACGUCUAUGUCUCGGGGAAGAUGUCGCUACAUUGGCUUGUUACCGAUAGUGGUCGACUGGUGACAGUAAUUGUUGUUUUAAUAAUUGCUUUUCUCGUCAGGUUACCUGCCUUUUUCGAUUACAGAAUUGCUCACAGCAGGGAUUGCCCUCCAUUUCAGGACUACCUAUUUAUACCUGUGUUAACAAGUUACCCGCUGUAUGCGCAGUAUAAUUUUUAUAUGAUGAGCAUCGUUCAGACUAUAGCACCAUUCAUAUUACUCACACUGUUUAAUAUCACUACUAUAUAUUUGACACGUAAACGGCUCUAUCAUACACCGCUCAAUGCACACGUGGAACUUCCCGGAAUAACCAGUAUGCUAAUGCAGGAGUCCGCGAAUCGGAGGAGCCGUGAAGAGCUGAAAUAUGCUACGCGAACGAUGGUCGCAAUUGUAUUUACUUACCUAAGCUGUAAUGUUUUCUCGGUGUUCGUGUCUGUUGUAGAAAAUGUUUUUCCGGAUAGCUCGAUACUGUACAACAGCGAUGGCUCCAGCACAAAAUUUUAUACGAUAACGGCAGAUUUAAUUAGUAUAUUGGUGGCACUGAACAGUCUACUGAGACUGGUUGUUUAUUUUAUGUGUAACCCACAAUUCAGGAAGCGUUUCAUGCAGCUUUUCCUGAAAUCGAAGUCAUCUUCAGCUUCUUUGUAA
Messenger RNA from Gongylonema pulchrum, 1023 nucleotides. The record is from the annotation of a GenBank genome assembly. NCBI's taxonomy places the organism in Eukaryota, Metazoa, Nematoda, Chromadorea, Rhabditida, Gongylonematidae.